UUGUCCGAUAAUUACCGUAUCGUCCAUUGGAAACCUGGAACCAGCUGAUUUGAGUUGAUACUAAAAUGUUCCGGUUUUCCAAGUACUUUUUGUUGAAUUUACAUGUGUAGUUUUGUAUAUUUGUGUCUUGUAAUCGUCGAAUCACAUCAGUGUUAUGGAAAACCACAUAGGGCCAGUAGAAUUCAAAGGAUUUCAGCAAAAUUUAGAUAGAUUUACAGAUACUACAGACAAUGAUUGCAAGAAUCAAGUGAAAGAAGAGUCCGGCGAAAUUAUCGAUGGAUAUUUGGAAACUGUACAUAGUUUAAAUAAUAGUGGAUACCAAAUCAGUGAAACAUCAAGGCAGACAAUCUUAAACAUCUUGGAUCAAAUAAAAUCAUUACCACCACUUGAAAGAUUUCUGAUUUAUAUAAAAUUGAAUGAACAAAUAUCUAAUAGUGGAGAUCCUCUGAAGCAGCCAUUAAACCCUCUAGGAAGUCGGUCUGAAGUAUGUAGAACUAUAUCAUGGAUCAAAACACAUUUGGAAGAGGAUCCUGAGAUUUCCCUUCCCAAGCAGCAAGUUUAUGAUGAAUAUACGUUAUAUUGUUCAAGGAUUAGGAUGAAACCAUUAUCGCAGGCUGAUUUUGGGAAAGUCAUGAAGCAAGUUUAUCCAAAAGUGAAAGCCCGAAGAUUGGGUACCAGAGGAAAUUCUAGAUAUUGCUACUCUGGUCUUCGAAAUUGUACAAAACUAAAAAUUCCUGCACUGCCUGCUUUGGAUGAGGAUUCCAAUGGAAUGCAAUUGAUGUGUAUUCAGGAUGAGAAGAAACCACUCACUCAAGCUUCCUUGGCAACUGCUGCUUGGCUGAUUGUGAAACAGUGGUCUGAAAAUCAGCUGAAUGCAUGUUUUUCUUCACUUCAAGCUCUGGCAUUUUUUCUCAUCAUCAAUUAUUCAGUGGGAAUAGGUACUGAAGCAGCAAAUCAGAUCAGUUCAAUGACUGCUUCUGAAGUAUCAGAAGAAAAUGAGGUAAUGAAGUCUGAUCAGUCACACAGAGAUGUUCAAAUACAGUUACAAAAGAAGAUUCUUCAAAAAGAAGAAGCAAUAAAGGAUAGAAAGAGAAAAUUACAGUCCACAAAAUUAAAAUCUUCCCAUAAAAAGAAGAGCAGAAUAUCAUCUGCUACUGAAGCUCUGAGUGAAGCAUCUCCCAGUGAAAGCAGUGCCAGCUCUAACACCAGUCCAAUUGAGGGCAAAUCAAUCUGUGAUAAAUAUCAGGACUAUAACAAUAAACCUGCUUCGUUACCUGACUUCAACUGUUUUCAGAAAUCUGUAGCAUCAGAGGAGAAUAAUAGGGAAGAUAAUCCUCUAGUCAAGGUAUCCUCAACACAAGUGGACUUGACUAGACAAACAGAUAUACCCUCUCCAAAGAGUAAAGGUAUAAAGUACAAAACUGUCCAGCCUAAGCCCCUGUAUCAAUUAUGUGAUAAAAUGUACAACCCGCUCAUUGUGGCGGAAAAUCGAUCUCAAAACUCAGAAACUAUUAGUGAUAAGAAAACAGAAACAGACGAAUUCCAAACAGAACUGCCUUUGUCAAGAGAACGACUGAAUAGUAUCAGUAAUGUGGAUAAGGAUGCCAUGGACGAUUAUUUGGGUAAAAACAACAGCCAACAUGAGGAGGAGAUAUCCAAAUAUUUCAGUAAGGAAAAUGAUAACACCGAAGCUGAAGACACAUCUAAAAUAUCCCAAUUGCGCCAGCUUCUUCAGGAAAAUGAUUUUGCAAAAUCUAAAAUUGUCGACUCCAACUUAGGUGGCUCGGGAGAAAUAACAGCUAGCUCUCAGAAUUCUCCCAUGAUAAAUUACCAACCUGUAGAUUUGAACGUGAUACAAAGCAUAUCAGGAAUUUCAGGAAGUGCUCGAAGAAGAGUUAGUUUUGAUGUAGUACUUCCAGAUGAUAGUGUACCACCCAGUCCUAAUACAAGACGUAAGAACUUCAGUUUCACACCCAUCUCUCCUGGUCCUCUUUCACCUACUGGUAAUGGAAGGCAAUCAAAGAGUUCAAGUACUAAUGUUAGCCCCUUUGUGAGUCCUAGAAAUACUCCUGUGCCUAAAGGAAGGAAUUUCCAAAGCACUGCACUCACGUUGCAAAUUCUACCAAACCGUAAAUCAUGUACAAGUACAUCUACUAAAGUUAAAAAAGAAAAUGAUCUCAGCCCUGAGUUGGUUCUUGAGAAGGAAACAGGGCAGGCAACACAACAUCCCAAGAAAAAUUUCCUAGCCAUGUCGGCACCACCAAGUCCCAUAUUACCUAAUAAAUCUAUGCUUCAGACUCUGCUUAAUACUAAUGGUAAAGUAUCUUACACCCCAAAUUACAUAAACCAGCCACUUCUGAAACAAGACAAUAAAACGGCAGAAAUAUGUCAGUUAAUAAGUAGUGAACCUGUACUGAAUUUGUCAGAUAAUGUUGGUUUCAGGUCACAAUCUGUACCAUUGAAUCAGAUGAUAGAGAAAAACUCUUUCUUACUGACCGAUAACGGAUUUUUACCUCCAUUGUCCCAAGAUGAUUUCAAUGAAUUAGACACGAUUGAAGAUGAAAAAUUAGGUGUUACUAACAUAAUAAAUUCAUUAAACGCUCAAGUUUACAAUAACAAUAAUGUUGAAAUGAUUUCAAUAGAUGACAAACUUAUUCAAGAUAACCUUGAUAAAGAAGAUCUUCUACUUACCAAUGCAAAUUUCGAUAAAGAUAUUACCUGCAGAAAUUCAGAGAGAUCACAAAGCAUUGACAUUAUAAGUUUUGAUCAAAAAAUUUUUUCUAGGUCUGUUCCUAGCACACCGCUACCAUUUCUUCAAAUAGCACAACCAAAUGAAGAUAUAGUCAUUCAAAAUUCACACUCGUAUCCUUCAACUCCUUUAAUAGCUGAUGAUACAUUUAAUUACAAUUUAAGAGAUUGUUUGAUAAAUGGCCAACCAAUUAAAAAUGAUGAACUUUCCCAAGUUUACAAUGAGGCAUUUGUUACAUUUGAGACACUUAAUGGAGAUAAUAACAUAGUCCUAGAAAAUAAUCCUGAUAUUAAUUUUCUUGAAAAAACAUCUGUUACUUCUGACCAAAACUUCAAUAUUAGUAUCAAUUGAUCACAGGAGAAGUUUCAAAUAACCUUUGAUUUUGUAUUGUUCUAUGUAUUGUUCAUUUAUUCAUAAAAAUGUAUUCCAGUUUAUUUUAUUAAGAGGUAUCAAGCGAUUUGACUUGGAAAAAACUAUUUGGGCUUUUGAAAAAUAUUUUUCAAGCAUGAUAAAAAAAUAGAGUCUUUAGCAUUGAUCUCACAAUUAUCAAUAAAUUGGUUGUCAAGUGUGAUAUUUAGAUCACCAUAAUUGAAACAAUGUUGUUGAGAGUUUUAUUUUAUUAAAAUUUGUUAUUUUGUUUUUGUUGAUAUCUAUUAUACUAAAUUAUUUAUUCUGUUUACCAUUAACAAAGUAUGUAUUUGAAAUUUUAUUAUUGUUAAAGAAAACACACUUGACAUAAUUGAUUUGAUUCAACAAGCAUUCCAAAUCAUGUUAAAGAACUAUUAUAAAUCAGUAGCAGAAAGAUAUAGUACACAAAAUUUUGGGAACACUCUUUAUCAAAAAAAAUAUAUGUAUAUAUCUUUUGAUUAGAUGAUAAUCAUUCUUCCUCAAGGUGCUUAUCAACUUUUUAUAACAUAUCAAUAUCUAUUAUAUGUCACGACUAUUCUUCAAUGUAACACAUGUAAUAAUAUUAAAAAGUAUUUCAUUGUUUGGAAUACUAACUCUUGGGUUGUGAAUCGCUUUGUAUACCUUCAAUGCUUCACGUUUGUCGUAAUAAACAGACAAAUCUUCAGAAGAAUAUACUUCUUCAUUAAAAUUUUGUAAUGGAAGAAAUAUUUAUCCAAGAUUAGAGGACUUCGUUUUAAAAUGCCAUUAUUAUUUUAUGUUUUUUUGAAGUUUCAUAGAAAUAUUUUUCUGUGAGUGAUAGUAGCUUUGAUUUUUACAAUGAGUCAACAAAGCUGAAAAUUAAUUUGUAGCAAUACAUAUUGCCAGUGCUGUCUAGAUAGUUGGUUGGUCAUUUAUCAAAAAAAAAGAUCAUGGUCAAAUUCAAACCAUAAUCGAAUUUUCAAAUAGUUUCAUAUUAAAUACAAACAAAUAUUAUUCGUUACUACUGAAAAAUAGACGAGCAUGUUGAAAGUAACAUAAUAGUCAAAUAUGAUUUGAUAUCUUCAAAGAUUUGGGGCACACAUUUUUCAGAGUAUUUUGAUGUUUCAUCAAACUGAAAAAUUAUCGAUGACAAAGAGAAUUGAACGAAAUAACAAUUUUUUUACAAGAACUCAUCAUGAGUCAACUUUUAUCUAUAUGCUUCAAGAAAAGUCGGGUUUUUGAUUCACCAAACUUCACUUGAUAGUGCCUUUCCCGCCAAUAACCUCAAUGUCAAAUUUCUUCGAUUUUUUAUAAUGUCUUCAACUAGUAAUUAUAUUAUGAAAUAAUACUAGGAUCAUCUUUCCGGUCAGCAAUGUGAAACAAAAGCCAGAGGUUGUGUUUCUUUGACUCUGCACAUAUAUUUUGAAAGAUUUUAUUCAAAAAAUAAAACUACAUUCAAUACAAUAAAGGCAAUAUUACUGAUAUAGAAAAUGCUAAAUAUUAGUAUCAUUGAGAAUUGGCAGAAUUUUAAUGCUCACGAUUUAGCCUGUUUGCUACCAAAUUAAACUGUUCUAGAUUUGAUUUCUGAAUAUUCAUUUGCUGAUUUUUUUCAUGAUUCUUGAAAUAACCUAAAUACCUUAUUUCAUUUAAUAUUCCAUCAAGUCAGGACGGAAUCCAUCAAAUUUCUAUGUAAAGAUCUGUAAAUCACUUAAAUAUUAGACCAUAACAACAGCAUACAAACUUGGAAUUUUCUGAUGAAUAUUGUUUGGGACAUGAUUUUAGAAUUUGACCAAAAGAUGUUUCUUGGCUAAAAAAGCUUCUGAAAAACUUAGUUACUUUCUACAAGAAAAAUAAAUAUUCAUAGAAAUUAUGUAUUCAAAAGUUGUAGAAUCUCUAACUUAAGCUACUAACUGCCAGUUAUAGGGAAAUACAGGAAAAUGGUUGCAUCUGGUUGGUACAAUGGAGGUAUGAAUAAGUGAAUAUUUGUUGUGAUUGAAAAGAAUAUUAUAUUUUAUACGAAUUUGUAAAAACAUGUAUGAAUUAGGCUUGGUACUAUAAAAUUAUUCAAUUAACUUGACGGCUGUAUAACAUAUGAAUUAAUUUGAAGAUGAAACAAGAUUUGUGUUGAAAUCAUUCAAAAAUAUUUCGAAAUUCUUUUUUUUUUCUGGAAAUUAUCUGCACAUCAGGAAACACUGAGGUAAAAGACUGAAAAAAUUUCUCAUAACUUCACAAUGAGGAAAUUAUGGUAAUCGGUUUUUUGUAUUAGAGUUAUUCUUGUAUGACAUCACUUUAGUACCUGAAAAUUUUUUUAUCUGAAGACUGGAAAUUAUUUAUGAAGUGGGUUUUUGGUGUGGAUUACUCAUUUUAAAAUUCAGAAUGUUUCAAGGCAUUUAAAUGGGCAGUAUUGUAAAGUAAGAAACAGACUAAAAUUUCAACGAGAUUUGUUUUUAAUUCAGUUUCAACUACUGAACUGAAAAACACUGCUUUUUUUAUAAAUUUGUUAUUGAGAUUGUUACAAAAUUACAGUUUUAACUUCAGCGUUUUGGACAUUUGAAUGAAAAUUCCAUCGAAAUAAACAAAAGCAUGUGUUUCUUUGCUUAUGAGCACACAUUAUAUGUCAAAAGCGUGAUAUAUACUAAAAUCGAUGAUUGUUUAUUUUCGAUCACUGUUCAAAAAAAGUGUAGUGUGCGCUUAAUUCAACAGGUUUUAGUUGGGUACAGAAGAUCAAUUAAUGUUUGCAGACAUUCCAAAAUGCUUGUUUAUAUAUUUUGUUAAUAGUGUAUCAUACAACAAAAUUUAAAAAUGAUACUUUAUAUACGAGUCAGCCAAAGGUGGGAUCUACAAAUCGAGCCAGUAUGCAGAGGUUUUACUUUAUUUUUUAUACCGCUACGGAUAUAAAUCACACAAAUUUUUUUUAAAACUUCUGAAGUCAAUUUGAAAGAAUAGAUAUUAAUGGUAAUAUAUGAGUAUACACCAGAAAAAGUCCAUUCUUUUCUGUAAACCCCUAUUUCACUAGGCCUUUUUCGUGUGUAUUUCUGAGGGUCCGUGUUUAAAAUGCGCAUGCCCUCAGGCCUCUUUCUGAUAUCUAAAUCAAGCAUCCACCGAAAUUUCCUUUUCCCCCUGGAAUGUCAAAAUGCAGGUCGACCAACACAAUUUUUAUGUUUAACUUACCAUAACUCAAAUUAGGAUGGAAAGUGUCUAUAAAAGUUCUAAAUCCACUUAUUUCAACAUGUUUUCUUGCUUAUAUAAGUAUAUUAAUAUAGAAAAUGUGAUAUUAACAUCUCAGAUAUAUAUGAACAAAACAUAACCU
Messenger RNA from Harmonia axyridis, 6425 nucleotides. RefSeq lists its product as uncharacterized. The transcript is spliced from 9 exons. Lineage: Eukaryota; Metazoa; Arthropoda; Insecta; Coleoptera; Coccinellidae. Gene Ontology annotation, molecular function: RNA polymerase II cis-regulatory region sequence-specific DNA binding; DNA-binding transcription factor activity, RNA polymerase II-specific. Gene Ontology annotation, biological process: regulation of transcription by RNA polymerase II. The record is from RefSeq and is a predicted model, not a curated record. The coding region runs from base 155 to 3100 and encodes 981 amino acids.